AUGAGAGCCAUUAGAUCCCAAUCCACGCCAGCAUAUCAUCAGACAAUGCCAUCGUAUGAGCUAUUCUUCAUCACAAAGCGUUUAAGUAAAAAAGAGUUGGUGUCGUGUCUGAAGAGGACGGGAGAACUGAUACUCAACUCUUCGGGUAUACUCCGGAAGAUGGAGAAUAUGGGCACUCGUCAGUUGCCAUUCAAACUCCGGACACCUGUUCCCGGAUCCAAGAGAUACGCGUCCGGAAAUUUCUUCCUCUUCCACUGCGAUGUCCCGCCACUCACUAUAUAUAAGAUACACGAAAGCCUACGAAUGGACACCGAUAUCAUGAAAGUGCGGUAC
This is a messenger RNA of Medioppia subpectinata, 333 nucleotides long. NCBI's taxonomy places the organism in Eukaryota, Metazoa, Arthropoda, Arachnida, Sarcoptiformes, Oppiidae. The record is from the annotation of a GenBank genome assembly.